Molecule: messenger RNA, 717 nt
Organism: Micromonas commoda
Lineage: Eukaryota; Viridiplantae; Chlorophyta; Mamiellophyceae; Mamiellales; Mamiellaceae
Exons: 2
Coding region: 1-717 (238 amino acids)
Source: RefSeq, a predicted model, not a curated record
AUGCGGGUGUCGGCGACGCGGGCGCUCUGUGGUGAAGCGACCGUGGCGCCCCUCGGAACUGACGAGGUCUGGCGGGAAAAAAAGUUGGGACGAGCCAACAGAGCCACGACGUCCUCCCACUCGCGCCCUCGCAACGCCACCAUGCAGCUCCGAAGCGGUAAGCGCAAGCUCGACGCGUACCAGCCCACCUUCGAUCCCAACUUGGAUAUCGCGACCGUGGUCUUCUCGCACGUGCAGUGCGUCGGGACCCGCCUCAGGCUCGCCACAGCGAGUAAGUUGUGGAGGGACGCCUCGAAGCUUGCGGCUGGGUACCCUCGCAGGUUCGACUUUAGCGACCCGGAAGCUAAGCGCCUCAAGACCGAGGAUUGGCGGAAGUACUCUUUCUUGAUAGACAACGAUGAGGCGCUGUCUCUGCCCCGUGAACAGGUCUUCGAGCUUCUGGAGUCUAUCAUGCGUGAGGUGUUGCGUGUCUCGUGGAACACCCCCUUGGAGAACCUGUUGCACUUUGCAGCUAUGAUCGGGAGUGUGAGGAUGCUAAAAUGGGCGCAGGAGAACGACAUGCAUUGGCCUCCGUCGAGUAUUAAUUACGCAUGGCUCCCUGCUUAUCAUGGACACCUGCCCGCUCUCCAGUGGUUGCACAAGAAUGGGUGCCCGAUGGACGAGCGAGCGUGCCUGCCCCGGGUGGGAGUCACACAUUCACACAUACGCUACUUAUAG